This is a messenger RNA of Metopolophium dirhodum (rose-grain aphid), 1110 nucleotides long. RefSeq names its product odorant receptor 43b-like. Gene Ontology annotation, molecular function: olfactory receptor activity; odorant binding. The record is from RefSeq and is a predicted model, not a curated record. The transcript has 5 exons. Bases 1 to 1110 code for a protein of 369 amino acids. Gene Ontology annotation, cellular component: plasma membrane. Gene Ontology annotation, biological process: detection of chemical stimulus involved in sensory perception of smell; sensory perception of smell. NCBI's taxonomy places the organism in Eukaryota, Metazoa, Arthropoda, Insecta, Hemiptera, Aphididae.
AUGGCGCACAUAGUUGACAUAUUUUUGCAAAACAUGGGUUGCAGCCACGACCGCGGUUAUGGUCUGGUAUUUUUCAACUACUGCGAGUUGGCCUUUACGCUGCUCUUCACCGUGUCUACGUAUCCGACGAUCGCCGACCCAACGGAAAAUCUAUCCAUUCGCCUGUACGGCGUCCUGUGCCUGUUAAUCGAAGUCCACAUUUUUGCUUUCAUAGCCGCUCGGAUUUACCAUCAGUCACAACGCCGAGAUAUGCACCAGCGUUCGCAGGGAGUGGAAAUACCGGAAAACUAUAGACGGAAAAUCGCAAUAAUGAUCAAACAUCAUUUCAUCAUUUCGAACGUCUUCGUGGCGGUUUCCUUGUUGUACACGAUUUCGUUGGAUUGGGUGCGGAUCGGCGAUCCGUUCACGUUCCCUUUCAUCGACGUGUUGCCGAUAAAAACGACAAACGUGACCGUUUACGUGUGCAAAUAUAUUGUAUAUACUUUGCCCGUGUACUUUGCACACUUGGAAACCUGUUUCUUGAAUGUGACGUUCAUGUAUUCCGCGGGCGUCGUGAAGAGACAUUUUCAGAUACUCGACGAGCAGGUCGAAGAAGCGAUUGUAAACGAGGACGAACAGAAAUUAAAGAUCGCGAUCAAACACCAUCAACAGGUGUUGAAGUAUUUUGAAGAUAUGAAGACCGUUUAUGAAAAACCCAUAUUAUUGACAAUAGAAUUUUGUGGAUUAUAUGUUGGCUUAACUAGUUGUUUCGUGAUUCAAGUCAUACAGGGUUUUAUUCAUCAAAUAAUAUUGGGAUUGUGUAUAGUUAGUAGUAUGGCGUGUCUCAUGACAAUUAUAAUGUAUUGCAUUUAUGCAAGCAACAUGUAUGAUUUACACAAUGGUAUAUUGAACGCACUUUUUGAACAUCGAUCAUGUUAUUCUCGAAACAAAUCAUUUAAACGACUUAUUUUAAUUAUGAUGAUGAGAGCAACAAUACCAUUAGAAUUUAAAGCUGGCUCCAUUUUCACCAUAAACUUAAAUCUACUUGUCAAAAUCCUAAAAUUUGCAUAUACGGUGUUUAAUGUUUUAUUAUCAUCAAUCAAUCACCAAUUUAAAGAAACUGCAAUAUGA